GGAAGGGUAGAUACUUUCGUCCCACUUUUUUUCUCUUAGUAUAGCGCUACCUAGUGACGCGUUGAGACAGCCACGCAAGGUUCACUCUACUCUCAUAGUGAGCUACCCUGACCUUCUAGUGCUCUAGUUUACAACACUUGAGAGAAGAACACGCGCAAGUUACAGAAUAAUUUUUUGGCAAAGUGACUCUGUGUACAGAAGAAAACUGUUUCACUCUAAAAACACACACACAAAAAGAGCUUAUUUGUGGUCUUCUCAGCCAGUCUUUGCCACGGAGAACACGCUUUAAUUGCGACGACGUUUCGCAAUACUUCUUUUUGAUCCAGCUUGUAUGAAAAUAUGCGCAUCAGAAGUGGGUAGAUGAAAGAAUGGGCUUCGUGUCAGAAGUGAUGUGUGGAAACACGCCACCCGCAUGUUGCUAAUUCCAAUCACUCCCACCUGUCUCCACACACUUCAGGGGCUCAGUGUUAUAUAGCAACUGCCUGGGCAUCUGUGAGCGUUUCGUCUGAGCAGUGAGGCUUUGUGAGUACAGCAGCUGCCUUCAGCGACCUCUGCACCAGAACUGACAUCGAGGCACCAGCCAAUUGUGUAACACUGCCUCAUGUCAGCCUGUUCCAUUAGCGUCAGCAUUGUGGCCAGGUGUUUGGCAGUACAUGAUCGAGUUCUCUGUGCUUGUGUGACAUGCAGCUUAAGAUGCACCUGCCUGAGGGAGUCUGGGGUGAGGUUGGUGCCUUCCUGGAGGAGGGCUGCCGCAGGCCAACCUCCCUACACUCCAGGUUCCUAGGAAAGCAUUCCCAAGCUGUCACCAGCUAUGUUCCCCACAGAGGCCAGGAGAGUGGUGAUAUAGGGGUUGCCAGUGGUGGCGGAGGCAGUUUGGUGAGUGGCGGCACUGGCGGCGGCACUGCCAAGAUGUCGGUAGUGCCACGGAAUCCCCCUGCCGCCGUGCCAACGAGUGGAGACACUCCCUCCAGGAAGCCCGUACGUUU
Cherax quadricarinatus is the source of this 986-nucleotide messenger RNA. The record is from RefSeq and is a predicted model, not a curated record. NCBI's taxonomy places the organism in Eukaryota, Metazoa, Arthropoda, Malacostraca, Decapoda, Parastacidae.